CAGCAUUGCUGUUUCCCAAUAGCUCUGUGUAAAGGCUGCAGAAUUCCUUAAACAGCUUUUUAAACACCUUAAGGUCCAGUCUUCAUCAUGUUGAUGGUCAGAGGAGUAUGACAGCGAGGAUCAUUCUCUGCUUUCUGUCCUGUAGAGCUGCUGGCAUUUCAUGAAACCAGUGUUGUAGUGUACUGUAUGUAGUGAAAGUGGACUAGUCCGUGUGGUUAUAUGGAGGGGUUUUGGGCUGUGUUUUUCCCUGUGCUGAGGGUCUGGUUCACCUGUUUGGUGGUCCUGAUCAUGCUGCCUGCCAUGUUUGGGAUCUCUCUUGGCAUCACUGAGACCUACAUGAAGAUCCUUCUCAAAACCUUAGAGUGGGCAACACACAGAAUCCAAAGGGCAAGUAGAGCAGAGGAGAUCCUGAAACAGUCCGCGUCAAAUGGUUUAAUUCAGCGAGAUAAUUCAUCUUUGGAGCAGGAGAUCGAGGAGUUGCGUCGAAAUAGGCCGAAGUCGGCCGAGCGUGGGGACUUCACUCUGAGCGACGUCAUGUACUUCACCAGGAAAGGCAUUGAGAGCAUUGUGGAAGACGAUGUCACGCAGAGAUUCACGUCAGAGGAGCUGGUGUCCUGGAACCUCCUCACCCGAACCAACAACAACUUCCAGUACAUCUCUCUCAGGCUCACUGUACUGUGGGGAGUUGGCGUUGUUGUGAGAUACUGCAUACUGCUUCCUCUACGGAUUACACUUACAGCUAUAGGGCUGAGCUGGCUGGUGAUUGGCACAACGAUGGUGGGUUUCCUCCCCAAUUUCAGAGUGAAGGGUUGGUUGAGUGAACUGGUCCACUUGAUGUGCUACAGGAUCUGUGCAAGAGGCCUUUCAGCUACGAUUCACUACCACAACAAACAGAACAGGCCUAAGAGAGGAGGCAUUUGUGUAGCUAAUCACACUUCACCAAUUGAUGUCGUUAUUCUGGCUAAUGACGGCUGUUAUGCAAUGGUGAGUGAGACCAAAAUAACACUUCAGUGCAGUAGUUCUCAAAUCUUGUACUCUGCCUGUAAAUUUAACCUAUAUUUAUUUAUUUAUGUUGUGAUUUGUUCAAUUGAUCAAUUUUUCCAUCUCUUCCUCAUACCGUCUUUCAUCAUAACAUGCUGGUCUGUACAUCUUUCUUGUUUUCUCAUCCUCCCCAGGUUAAGAGAUCACGUAAAUAACAAAACAAAGCUGCCAAUACUCAUCUUCCCUGAGGGAACUUGCAUCAAUAAUACAUCAGUAAUGAUGUUUAAAAAGGGAAGUUUUGAAAUCGGAGGAACUAUAUACCCCGUGGCUAUAAAGUAUGACCCUCAGUUUGGAGAUGCUUUCUGGAACAGCAGUAAAUAUAGCAUGGUGAGCUAUCUGCUGCGGAUGAUGACGAGCUGGGCCAUAGUCUGCAACGUCUGGUAUCUGCCUCCAAUGACGCAGAAGGAAGGAGAGGAUGCUGUGCAGUUUGCCAACAGGGUGAAAUCAACCAUUGCACAACAAGGAGGUUUAGUGGACUUGGCCUGGGAUGGAGGUCUGAAGAGGGCAAAGGUGAAGGAUUCGUUUAAGGAGCAACAGCAGAAGAAGUACAGCCACAUGGUGGUGGGUGACGACAGCAGUGACUGAACACAAACUCCAAUGAUCACAGAUCUUCUCCUUCACCAGUCACUGGAAAUACGGCGAGUUGUUGACAAAAGUACAGGAGGGUCUACUCAUACCACUGCUGCUAAAAUACGGUUUAAAGAUAUUUAUAAAUGGAGCAUAGAUAUAAAUAAAUAUGCAUUGCAAAUGCUAUAGAUCCCAGUUUCUUAUGAGCUGCACUGCUUUUCUGUGAAGAGUUUUAUUUGCCGGAAUAUUAAUUGGGUGAAAAGGCUUUUGCGAUUUAUUUGAGAGUCCAUUUUUAAAAUUUAAAAUGUUUAAAAAGGACAAAAUUAUAAAUGCAUGAUUGGGGUUAAUGUUGAGUUUGGUCUAUGAUAAUUUAUUUCUCAGAGCAAAUAAACUUUUGUGCUUUUUAAACAUUUGUUUCUUGUCACAUACGUAUGUCUAGUAUUGUGAUUAGUUCCUGACAAAAUACACUUAAUUUAUUAAACUCAAGGUUGCCACAGCCAUGAAAACCUGGAAAUAUGGGAUCAAUUCAGAUUUUUGGGGGGAAAAAGUGA
Sinocyclocheilus grahami is the source of this 2159-nucleotide messenger RNA. RefSeq names its product glycerol-3-phosphate acyltransferase 3-like. Lineage: Eukaryota; Metazoa; Chordata; Actinopteri; Cypriniformes; Cyprinidae. Gene Ontology annotation, molecular function: glycerol-3-phosphate O-acyltransferase activity. The coding region runs from base 220 to 1626 and encodes 468 amino acids. Gene Ontology annotation, biological process: triglyceride biosynthetic process. Gene Ontology annotation, cellular component: endoplasmic reticulum. The transcript has 12 exons. The record is from RefSeq and is a predicted model, not a curated record.